Purpureocillium takamizusanense is the source of this 1469-nucleotide messenger RNA. RefSeq lists its product as uncharacterized. The record is from RefSeq and is a predicted model, not a curated record. Lineage: Eukaryota; Fungi; Ascomycota; Sordariomycetes; Hypocreales; Ophiocordycipitaceae. The transcript is spliced from 2 exons. The coding region runs from base 179 to 1300 and encodes 373 amino acids.
CGUUGUACAUCUUAGACCUCGAGGGUGUUCGUCUUCACUCAGGCUAGGUCUCUCCCUUUGCAACACCAGCAUUGUCACUCUCGAUUUUUCCUUCGCAUAUCGACUCACCGACGAACAAGCCUUGGUCGUCAAGACUCGUGACCGUCCAGCCAACGCAUGGCUUGUGGCAGGGCACAUCAUGCCUUUACACCUUCUCGGCAAGAAGUCAUGGAACGUGUACAAUCCCCAAAACAUCGCUCGCGUUCGCCGUGAUGAGGCCGCAGCGAAACUCGCCGAGGAGGCCGAGGAGCAGCGCAUGCAGGAGAUUGAUGCGCAGCGCCGCCUAGCCAUCCUGCGAGGCGAAGAGCCGCCCGCUUACCCUGACGAAAACGAAGCAAACGCCAUCUCCGAGUCGUCCCUCGUACGUGUAGCCGAGCCUGAACACCUCGAGACCAGGCGUCCGCGAAAACAGCGAAAGAGGUCCGGCGAAGACGACACCGACUUUGAACUACGACUGGCACGAGAGCGAAACGAAGCGCCCGCCACCGCCUUCGAGCAGUCCCGGAAGCCUACGAGCUCGGCACCCAUCGUCGAUCAUGCCGGCCACAUCGAUCUCGUCGGCGAUGAAAAGGCAAGAGCACAUGCGGAGAAAAACGCAGAUGCGGAAAAAGAGGCCCAUGCAAAGCGCCGGGAGAUCGAAGACCAGUAUAGAAUGCGCCUCGCCAACGCGGCUGGCAAGGGCGGAGUGAGCGAACCCUGGUAUUCUCGGCUAGACCCUACUGCCAUGGCAGUACCUCCCAAAGACGUCUGGGGCAACGAGGAUCCAAGGCGCAAGGAACGACAGGCGCAGCGGUUGGUCGCUGACGACCCACUGGCCAUCAUGAAGCAGGCAUCGGCCAAGAUACAAACGCUGAAACAGCAGCGUAAAAAGAUUGCGGCGGAACAAGAAGCCCAGUUUCGACAGGUCUGUAAGGAAGAGAAGCGUCAGGAAAAGGAGAAACGAAGGGAGGACCGCGAGAAGAGACACAGACGUCGAUCAGGCUCACGCUCACGUUCUCGUUCGCCACGCCGAGAGUCGCACCGACAUCGUCGAGACCACCGUGGCAAUGAGCACGGGAACGACCAUGAACGGAAGCGGCAACGAGAUGAGCGGCACCGAGAUGAAGACUACGCGCGACAAAGUUCACUUCGGGAUCGUCACCAUCGUGGCGGGGAGUACGGAAGCGACCAUAAAGAGAAGAGGCACCGCGGCCACGAGCACGCGAACCGACAUGGUUCUCGCUCCCCUGAGCACAGAUUGCGACAUCACAGACAUGACUAACGAUGAGAUACCCAAGGCGUAAAGUACGCGCCAAUGAAUUGAUCCGCACUUUGCUGUAAUGACCCAAAUACCUUGGUGUUCCCCCCCAUAUCAGCCGCGUCGUAAGGGUAUCACUUUUCCGUCCAAGGCAGCUUUAUCUCCACGGGCCGCAUGUCCUUCUCUACCAUGG